This is a messenger RNA of Erigeron canadensis, 1155 nucleotides long. RefSeq names its product ankyrin repeat-containing protein NPR4-like. Bases 152 to 853 code for a protein of 233 amino acids. The record is from RefSeq and is a predicted model, not a curated record. The transcript has 2 exons. Lineage: Eukaryota; Viridiplantae; Streptophyta; Magnoliopsida; Asterales; Asteraceae.
UCAUUCGGCGCUGAAGCUGUUAAAAAUCUUAUCGAGCAGUAUUUUAAAAUUGCACAAGGAUGAGAUAAGUGACAUACUUAGAGGACCUGCUGACCCUACAAACCCAACAGCUAGUACAACCCAAACGAAAGAAGAUGAAAAAUCAACAACUAUGAAAGAUCAAAAGCCAAAAUACUCUUCUCAAAUGCUAUUUGUUGCUGCAAAGAAUGGCAACAAGACAUUUAUAGUUGAGCUCAUUCGUCGAUAUCCAGAUCUAAUAAGGAAGGUUAAUGAUAAUAACCAAAGUAUAUUUCAUGUAGCUGUUUCAGAUCGUCGCAAGGGUAUCUUUGAUUUGUUAAAUGAAAUAGGCUCAAUUAAGGAUUCAGUAAUACAUCUUGAAGAUGAAAAUGGGAAUAACACUUUGCAUUUAGCCGGGGAGAGAGCAAAGAGUAACCAACUUCAGGACGUGCGUGGAGUAGUUAUGCAAAUGCAACAAGAGCUAUUGUGGUUCAAGGAAGUAGAGACAAUUCUCCCUUAUUCUUUACGAGUAAAGAAGAAUGCAUCGGGUCUAACACCCCGUGAAGUAUUCACAAAGAAUCACAAAGAUCUAGUAACCAAAGGUGAGAAAUGGAUGAAAGAAGUAGCCGCCCAAUUAAUGGUGGUCUCAACACUUAUAGCCACUGUAGCAUUUGCAGUACCUUUCACAGUUCCUGGCGGAUUCCAUCAGGAUACCGGUACUCCUAUCUUUAUUAACAGAAGUCUUUUUACAACUUUUAUCACAUCAGAUGCACUAUCUUUGAUGUUCGCUUCAACAUCACUUCUUUACGUCAUAUCCAUCCUUACUACUCGUUUGCUGAACGCGACUUGGUGGUGAAGUUGCCUACCAAGUUGAUGGGAUGCCUCGAAACACUUUCCUAUGCUUUGGUGGCCAUGAUGUUAACUUUUGUUAUUAGCUUCUUUAUGUUAUACCAGAACAAGUCACUAGGUGCACCAAUAUCGGUUGCUGUAUUUGCUUUCCUAGUCUUUUGUUUCUUUACAUACGAGAUAUAUCCUCUUUUUGUAUAUAUGAUUUUGUCGAAGGCUCGUUAAUCGGGUCAUUCAUUCAUUUUACGAAAAUAGCACGUAACAUACAAUGGAGUUAUAUAUUAUGUAAGUUUUUACCAUAUAUUUUCUCUU